Molecule: messenger RNA, 3419 nt
Organism: Harmonia axyridis
Lineage: Eukaryota; Metazoa; Arthropoda; Insecta; Coleoptera; Coccinellidae
Product: cullin-1
Exons: 12
Coding region: 371-2707 (778 amino acids)
Biological process (GO): protein ubiquitination; SCF-dependent proteasomal ubiquitin-dependent protein catabolic process
Cellular component (GO): SCF ubiquitin ligase complex
Molecular function (GO): ubiquitin protein ligase binding
Source: RefSeq, a predicted model, not a curated record
CAAACAACAUAGUGGUCGUCAUAUUCGAUAUAAGUUUUUUCUAUUAAGAAAACUGCAACAAAUAUGAAUUUUUUAUCUAAAAAAAAUUCGUUGUAACGUAAUACUAUUUUACAAAGAAGAAGAAAAUAGAUCCAUUUUUUAUCAAAAUAAUUCUAUGGUUUUCCAUCCUGCCAAUCGCGAAUUAUAUUUUAGAAAUCUGUCAGUUUUCAAUAGCAAAUUUCCAUUAGUAACUUAUUAGUAUUGUCUCUUUACAUCUAUUGAAAAUUAUUCGUUCAUAUUGUGGGUUGUAAUUGUCAGUGUUAUAUCAGUUUUUCUUAUGUUAUCAGGAUUGUUUUAGUUCCUUCAUUUGAUUAACCCCGAAAACAGGGCGAUGGCUAAUAAAAAUUAUAAUCUAAGUGGUAAUGGAAAUACUCAAACUAUGAAGCAAAUAGACUUAGAUCAAAUUUGGGGUGAUCUGAACAAUGGUAUAGAGCAAGUCUACAACCGUCAGACUAUGGCUAAAAGUCGAUAUAUGCAGUUGUACACACAUGUAUACAACUAUUGCACUUCUGUUCAUCAACAAGUAAAUACCAGAAGUAGCACACCAACUGCAACUAGUAAAUCUAAAAAAACUCAAGUUGGAGGGGGUGCCCAAUUAGUUGGUUUAGAACUCUAUAAAAAGCUCAGAGAAUUUUUGAGUAAUUAUCUGAGAACAUUGCUGAACGAUGCUUUAAAUAGGAUGGAUGAAGAUGUCUUAAAAUUUUACACGUGUCAAUGGGAAGAAUAUCAAUUUAGUAGUAAAGUGUUAAACGGUGUUUGUGCCUACUUGAAUCGCCAUUGGGUAAAACGAGAAUGCGAAGAAGGAAGAAAAGGAAUUCACGAGAUUUACCAAUUAGCUUUAGUUACUUGGAGAGAUCAUUUAUUCAAGCAGUUGAACAAACAGGUUACUAACGCCGUACUCAAGUUGAUAGAAAGAGAGAGAAAUGGAGAAACAAUUAAUACACGUCUGGUUUCGGGCGUUAUAAAUUGUUAUGUUGAACUUGGUUUGAAUGAAGAAGACAACAACUCAAAGACUUCUAACCUAUCUGUGUACAAGGAACAUUUUGAGAACAUAUUUUUGGAAGAUACAGAAAGAUUUUACACAAGGGAAAGUACCAAUUUUCUCGCUCAAAAUCCAGUAACUGAAUAUAUGAAAAAGGCUGGAGAAAGAUUGCAAGAGGAGAAAAAGCGAGUUCAAUUUUACCUUCAUGAGACAACUAGUGAACAAUUGGCUAAGACUUGCGAGAGGGUAUUGAUACAGAAGCACCUGGAACUGUUUCAUCAAGAGUUCCAGCAGUUGCUGAACGCAGAAAAAGAUGAAGAUUUAGGACGAAUGUAUAAUUUAGUUGCCCGAAUUCCGGAUGGACUUGGAGAACUGAAAUCUCUGCUGGAAGUUCAUAUUGCGAAUCAAGGGCUCGAAGCUAUUGAGAGAUGUGGAGAUGCAGCUAAUAAUGAUCCGAAAAUCUAUGUGAACACUAUCUUGGCGGUACACAAAAAGUAUAACGCUUUAGUUCUUGUAGCUUUCAACAACGAUAGUGGAUUUGUCGCCGCCCUAGACAAAGCCUGUGGACGUUUCAUCAACGCGAACGCCGUAACCAAGGUUGCCAAUUCCAGCAGCAAGUCACCAGAGUUAUUGGCCAAAUAUUGUGACGUGCUGUUGAAAAAGAGCAGCAAGAACCCGGAAGAGGCGGAACUGGAGGACACGUUGAAUCAAGUGAUGGUUGUGUUCAAAUACAUAGAGGACAAGGACGUGUUCCAGAAGUUCUACAGCAAGAUGCUGGCCAAGAGAUUGGUCCAGCACAUGUCGGCAAGUGACGAUGCUGAAGCGUCUAUGAUUUCAAAGUUGAAGCAGGCGUGCGGAUUUGAGUACACGUCUAAAUUGCAGAGGAUGUUCCAGGAUAUUGGCGUCUCCAAGGACUUGAACGAACAAUUUCGCAACCAUUUGGCCGAUUCAAACGAAGCUCUGGACAUCGAUUUCAGUAUCCAAGUUUUGUCAUCUGGUUCGUGGCCGUUCCAACAAAGUUUCACUUUUGGAUUGCCUUCAGAGCUGGAAAGGAGUGUACACCGUUUCACCAACUUUUAUUCUGGUAGACACUCAGGCAGGAAGUUGAAUUGGCUGUACAACAUGUCCAAGGGAGAACUACUUACGAAUUGUUUCAGGAAUAGAUACACUUUGCAAGCUAGCACCUUCCAGAUGGCUGUGCUGUUACAAUUCAACGUUUCGGACAGUUGGACUAUUGCUCUGUUGAAAGAAAACACCCAGAUUAGGGACGAUUACCUGAUUCAGGUCAUUCAGAUUUUACUGAAAGCAAAAUUGAUCACUUGCGAAGAUGAUGAAUCUGAGCUAUCACCUGCGUCGGUUGUUCAUCUCUAUCUGGGUUACAAGAACAAAAAGCUGAGGGUCAAUAUAAACGUACCGAUGAAGACUGAGUUGAAGCUGGAGCAGGAAACGACACACAAACACAUCGAGGAAGAUAGAAAACUGUUAAUACAAGCAGCCAUUGUCAGAAUCAUGAAGAUGAGGAAAGUUUUGAAGCAUCAACAACUGGUGGCUGAAGUCUUGAAUCAAUUGUCUACCCGAUUCAAACCAAGAGUUCACAUUAUCAAAAAAUGUAUUGACAUUCUAAUAGAAAAAGAAUAUUUAGAGCGUACAGAUGGCCAAAAAGAUACAUAUAGUUACCUAGCCUGAUCUGGGAUCUGAAUGUGUGCAGUGCCUAACUAUUGACCUGAAUGGCUGAAUGUAUAUUGUAAAUAUUAAUUAUUUCAUUUGUAAUUACUCUGGAGAAAGUAUCUUAUUAAAAUACGAAUGCAUCUUCAGUUAAAUUUAUUUAGCAAAAAAAAAAAAUUUUAAAUGAAGAUUUUCUGUGAAGAUAUACUUUUUCUGAUUAUCAUUGUAGAUCUUUUUUUUAUUAUCGAUUUUGUUGUAUGCAAUUUUUUUUAUCAAUGAAAUCUAAUUUAAGUAAAAGCUUUUCAUUUGCAUAUCACCCGAAAGAGGUCUGCCAGUUGGGAGAAAUGGUGGAAAAAAAUGCUAUUGUAAAAACCAUGAAAUUUCCAUGUGACUUAUUUCAAAUCUGAAUGUACUUCGAUGGAAAAUUAUUUUGGAAUAAUGUGUACUUAAUUAUCGGAAUAAAUGUACUAUGUCUGUUCAUAAAAAUCAUCAGAUUGAUGGUGGGAGGAUUGAUAUGAUUUUUUUUUUCGAAAUUUUUUAAAAAAGUUUGGUACAAACAUGAUGGAAACUAUACGACUGAAUUUGGUAAAGGAAACUUGAACUUGUGAUGAUUUUUUUAAACUCAUUGUAACAGUAUUGAUCUUUCAAACCUCAAUAAAUUUGUAAGGUUUUUAUGAUCUGGAAAAUUUUCAAAUAUAAUGUGUGUAUAUAAGUAAAGUGCGUAUUACAAUUA